AUGGUAAUCCAAAAAUCUUCUAAGAAGAGGAUCUACAGAUACAUCUUCAUACUUCAAUGAGCCUUGAUGACUCUCGCAUGUUAUUCUCCAUGCAACAUCAUUAUCUGGUCUACAAACAGCAAUGUGACAAUAUUUGACAUUCUUGGAAUUUCAAUUUUCCUGUUUGGCUUCUUCUUUGAAGCAAUUGGCGAUCACCAACUGAAUAAGUACAGAGAGAAGAGAGACCUGGCUGCAAGAAAUGGAACGAAAAUAGAAAAAUACUGUAAAGAAGGCCUAUGGGCAUAUACUAGACACCCAAACUAUUUUGGAGAAGUUGUAGUGUGGUGGGGUAUCUUCCUCCUCAGCUUUGGAAAUAAUCCAAACGGAUUUUGCUAUUUCAGUAUUCUCUCUCCAAUCCUCAUGAACUAUCUCCUUAGGUAUCGUUCAGGUGUUCCUUUCCUUGAAAAGAAGCAUAUGAAGGAUCCUGAGUUCCAAGAAUAUGCAUCAAGAGUGAGUCCAUUCAUUCCAUGGAUUCCAAAGCCUCAAAAAGUGACGUCAAAAUCUGAGUAA
Messenger RNA from Moneuplotes crassus, 549 nucleotides. NCBI's taxonomy places the organism in Eukaryota, Ciliophora, Spirotrichea, Euplotida, Euplotidae. The record is from the annotation of a GenBank genome assembly.